AUGUUUUGUAAGUAGAGAGAACACUAUAUGCGAGCUCGCUGAAAAAUCGUAAACAGUCGGCUUUUGCGGCGGAAUCCGCAAAUUAGAUUUGUCUCGGAAACGCUUUGAAUGGCUCGUCGACUGACAGGUAUAGCAUGUAAUCAUUGCACAUAGUACAGCAGCUACAGGACGAGCCGCAUUCCUCUUUGGCAUUUAAAUGUUAGGAUAGGUUAUUAAUUAGAGCCUCUCCACGCACACAUAUCACUGAGAGCUAGAGUGUACAUGAACGAGUGCUCGCAUAUCUCCGACGACUCCGACACGGCAGCAGUCUGCGAGUGGCGCAAGCAGUGUGAGAAGCCAUCGUAUAGGGGCGUAUAAUUGCUGUCAAAAAUGGAAUGUCUUUAGAACGCCUGGACCCGAAGACGAAGAGUUUUUUAGAGCUAAAAGUGAAUAGUGGAUCCUGCGAGUUUUCAUGGUUUUCGUCGUUUACGCCAGGCGGCUUAACGAGACCGGAGCCCAUAACGUAACCGUUUUGAAGAGCGGCCCGUGACAUGAUAUCACCGUAUCUCUUCCCGUGCGUUUAAUCAAAUCAACGCCUGCUAAGUGCUGACAUUCGACAUUGGGAUAAAGAGCUUUUUUUACCAGAGUCUGCCUUCUAAUCAUGGAGGACUCAUCGGAUUCGCAGAAGUGGCAGCAGCAUCUUGCUCUUCUCCGAGAGCAGUAUGUGAACCUCUACAAUAAUUACACAGAGUUGCAGCAGAAGUAUGCGUUGGCUACUGCUGAGAAAGAGGACCAUGGGUUUGUUGGAAGGCUGCUGUCUCAGAUAUCAGCACUGUAUGAGGAACAGCGCUACAGUGAUGUAACAGUGGUGUUGAGAGACAGAAGUAUUCCAGUUCAUAAAUUUGUGAUUGCAGCGCGAAGCGACACAUGGAGCUCGCUGCCAGAAAAAGCAGUGUUAGACUGGAAGAAUUUAGAUGGAAAUGUAGGUUCUGUUUUAUUGAAAUGGAUUUAUACAGAUAUAGUGAGCCAGGAUCAGUUGACGCUUGAACUGAUGAAAGCAGCAUCUGGUUUUGGAUUAACUGAAUUAGUUGAUAGAUGUGAAAAAUAUUUAAUAGGAAGUGUUAAGUUGCAAGACUGUGUGCGGUUGUACACAAUCGCAGAAGAGCUAGGAACAAAAAAGCUGAGAGACCACUGUAGUUCUUUGAUUUCUUGUCACUGGGAUGACCUCAGUGGAGAGGACUUCAAAGAAAUGCCGGGACCGUUGUUGUAUCAGUUGUUGAAAACGAAGAGCGAAUACCCGUUACAUUCCGCAGUCCGUUUGCAGCGCGAAGACGUAGUAUUUUUAUAUUUGGUCGAACAUAAUGCUGAGCUUCCCGAAGCAGUGAAUGCACUGGACCAGCGUGGCGAGACGGCUCUGGAGGUAGCCCUGAAGUCCCGUCAGCCAUCUCUGGCCCGGACCCUCGUCGAGCACCGAGCAGACCUGUGCGCCAAGGACGCCCGGGGUCUGACUCUCCUGCAUUCGGCCAUCCUCAAGGCUGACUCUUACGCCGCCGAGUUCAUCGUCGAGCAGCUGGAGAACAACGGCGGCAAGGUCCUCGAUCAACCCAACGAAGCCGAUGGCAAGACAGCUCUGCACCUCCUGGCCGCCCAUACCUCGCAGGAUAUGCUGGCUGUUGCCGGACGACUGCUCAAGGCCGGCUUGGAACCCAACGCUCAGAGCCACGAUGGAUGGAGUCCACUUCACUGCUGCAUAUCCCAGCGAAACGAGGCACUACUGGAACUGCUGCUCGACUCGGACAGCAUCGACGUCGACUUGCGCACAAAGGAUGGCGACACCGCCCUCUGCAUGGCUCUGCUGCUCGCCGAGCCGAGCUUCGAGAGCGGCGCGGCAAAGCUUCUGGCUCGCGGAGCAGCACCCAAUCCGAGGUAUCCCGGAGACGAGGCCGAUACCCUGAUGCACAGGCUGGCCAGGGAGCUGCACGAGGACGCAGCGCUGUUUUUGCUGGAGCCCUGCGACGCCGAUCAAAUCAAAGCCUCGAAAACGAACAAAAAAUGGCGCGCCGAAGCCGAUACCCUGGAGUCGAGGAACCGCGAAGGCUGGACCGUUCUGCACGAGGCUGCCCGCUCGGGACUGCCUCGUCUCUGCCGCCGACUCCUGGAACGCUCGCCGAGUCUUCUGGCUAGUCGUACGCUCUCCGGAGACACGGCUCUUCAUCUGGCGGUGGCUCACGGACGUCUCGAGGCUCUGCGAUCGCUCCUCGAUGCCGCGCCGGACAACGAGAAACGCGACCUGCUGACGACCAAGAACAAGGACGCCGACAGUCCUCUGAGUUUGGCGCUCGGAGCUGUGCCGAAAGACAAAGAAGUGCUGGCUGCGCUUAUUCAGGCUGGUGCCGAUCUCGAGCAGAGAAACGAAGCUGGGCAUACCGCUCUGCACCAGGCCAUACUCAAGGAGGACUCGGCUAGUGCGAUUUUCUUGCUGGAGCAUGGUGCUGAUAUAAAUGCUAGGAGCCUGAGUGGCGAAACAGCGCUUCAGCUAAGCGUACACUGUCGUCUCGGUGACGUGGUGGAAGCUCUCUGUCGUCGCGGUGCUGAUACCUCGGUUGGCUGUCCUCUUUGGGAUGCCUUGGAGUCGGAGCAAGAGGACGUGGCCUCGAGCCUCGUGGCUCACGGAGCCGAUCCGGAUUGCUGGUCACCGGGACCCGAUGGCUGUCAGCAGACUCUCCUGCACAAGGCCAUCGACGAGAACCGCGAGGACGUCGCGCAGUUCUUGGUGCGUAGCGGCUGCGAUCUCAAUUCGCCCAGAAGACCUGGACCCAACGGGGCUGGAGGUGACGAGGCGAAAGAUGAAUGCACACCGCUGCAUCUGUGCUGUCAGUGGGGUCUUGAGCAGGUUGUGCAGACUCUGAUCGAGCAUGGCGCGAACGUUAACGCUCGCGACGCCGAGGGCAAGACCCCCGUUCACAUAGCUAUUCAAAAUCAGCACGCUCAGAUAAUCUCACUGCUACUCUGCCAUCCCAACAUCAACUUGUCGAUCAGGGACAAGAAGGGCCAAAGUCCGUUCGCCACUGCACUGGCUGUCAGGAACAAUAAGGCAGCCCAGGCUAUCCUCGAUAGGCUACCUUCCGCUGCCGAACAAUUUGACAACAAGGGCAGGAACUUCCUGCACACUGCCAUACAGAAAAACGACAUGGAGAGCAUAUUGUUCUUGCUGUCGAUACAGGUGGAUGUAAAUUCAAGGGUGCAAGACGUAACGCAAACGCCCCCUUUGCAUCUAGCUGCCAUAAACGGCAACGAGAUGCUGGUUCGCAGUUUGAUAUUGGCCGGUGCGCGAGUCAACGACACGGACGCUCACAGGAAUACAGCUUUGCACGCAGCCGCAAAGGCCGGUCACGCUACCGUCGUUUCUGCUCUUCUUCAGAAUUCGAUAAACUUUGACGCUGUGAACGCGGACGGUGAUAAUGCCCUGCACGUUGCCGUAAGGGAAGGUCAUGUAACGGUGGUGCGAACUUUGCUGACUGAGUGUACGCUGGACGCUGAGGCCGUCAAUCUCAAGGGCCGAAAUCCGCUACACGAACUCGCAAGAUACGGACGCGAUAAUGCGGCCACAAUCUGCGAGCUCUUCUUCGAAUGUAUGGCUCAGUAUCCCCUGAACAAUGCAGAUCUCGACGGAAAUACUCCGCUUCUGAUCGCUUACAUGAAGGGGAAUGGCAAUCUGUGUCGAACUCUCGUCAAAUCUGGUGCGUGCCUUGGAUCUAUGAACAAAGACGGUAUAACGAUAUUUAAUUAUCAGGUGGCGACAAAGCAGUUGCUCUACAGAUUACUAGAGUCGCUUACGCAAGAGGCCCCGUGGGCCGACAAAGACCUUUGCUUGGAGUGUGGCACAAAGUUUUCGCUGACAAUGAGAAAACACCAUUGCCGUCACUGUGGAAGAAUUCUGUGCAGUAAGUGCUCAGGUCAGGACGUGCCCAUUCUGAAAUUUGGACUGAACAAACCAGUGAGAGUAUGCGCCGUCUGUUUUGACGUGCUUCAAAUCGGUGCUGAGUGAAGCUAGAUAUUCAAUGCAACACAUGUCAUUCCAAAGUUUAUCUUCUCUGUUAAUUAUUGAAUCAUUUAUUUACUAAUAAUUAUGUAUGCCACAUAAUAAUGUAUGUCCAUUAAAAUUCUCUACGGUUAUUAAAAACACUGUUUGAUAUUAA
This is a messenger RNA of Nasonia vitripennis (jewel wasp), 4178 nucleotides long. RefSeq names its product rabankyrin-5. Gene Ontology annotation, molecular function: protein binding; metal ion binding. Lineage: Eukaryota; Metazoa; Arthropoda; Insecta; Hymenoptera; Pteromalidae. Bases 641 to 4027 code for a protein of 1128 amino acids. The transcript is spliced from 14 exons. The record is from RefSeq and is a predicted model, not a curated record.